Budorcas taxicolor (takin) is the source of this 3188-nucleotide messenger RNA. RefSeq names its product minichromosome maintenance 10 replication initiation factor (gene MCM10). The coding region runs from base 100 to 2721 and encodes 873 amino acids. Gene Ontology annotation, molecular function: DNA replication origin binding; single-stranded DNA binding. The transcript has 20 exons. Lineage: Eukaryota; Metazoa; Chordata; Mammalia; Artiodactyla; Bovidae. Gene Ontology annotation, cellular component: nucleus; replication fork protection complex. Gene Ontology annotation, biological process: DNA replication initiation; DNA replication. The record is from RefSeq and is a predicted model, not a curated record.
GCGGAGCUCGGGGGCGCGCAGCCAAGGUUCUGCAUUGCUGCCGUCUCCUGGGCACCUGAUACUCCUUCAGUUUUCUAUCGCCACCGUUCACUUGACAGCAUGGAUGGGGAGGAAGAUGAUUUGUCUCUGCUGACUGCAUUGCUGGAGGAGAAUGAGUCGGCCUUGGAUUGUAAUUCAGAAGAGAGUAAGCCCUUGACCCAGGAAGAUGGUGAACCUGACUCAUUUGAUGAGCUCUUUGACGCUGACGGUGAUGGUGAAUCUUACACAGAGGAGACUGAUGAGGGAGAAAUGGAAAAGGCUGAAAACCAAAAGGAGAAUUUGGCCACUCUCUUUGGAGACAUGGGAGACUUAACAGAUGAGGAAGAAGCUCCUACAUCGCAAUCAACUAAAGAGAGGGUCAUCCCUGCUCCUGCUGCCAGUCAAGGGAAAACUAAUCAGGAGUUACAAGAUGAAUUAAGGAAGUUGCAAGAGCAAAUGAAGUCCUUACAAGAACAGCUGAAACUAGCAACAAUUAAACAGCCUUCAAGUCCAGCCCUUUCAUGUAAAACCCCAGAUAAGUCUCCACGUCCCCCUCUUAAGGAGAAGAAAGUUCAGAAAAUUCAGGAGUCAUUGUGCUUUUCUGCGGAGCUUGACAUCCCUACUCUACCAAAACCCAAGCGAGUGGCUCGGACACCAAAGGUCUCACCUGCAGAGCCCCAAUGCUCACCUUUGAAGAUGACAAGUGUACCCUCCCAACCACUGCGAACAACUCCUGGAAACAAGCCUGGUGGGAUGACUAGGGAUCAGAGUACAGGGACACCCAGGAGCUCUGGGGAGAUGGCUCAGGAAGUCUCCGUGGAAGCCUUCUCCGGGCUGAGGCUCAGAAAGCCUCGAGUAUCCUCCACAGAAAUGAACAAGAAAAUGCUUGGCCGAAAGCUUAUCAGACUGUCUCAGCUCAAGGAAAAGAUGGCAAGUGAGAAGCUGGAAGAAAUAGACUGGGUGACAUUUGGGGUUAUAUUGAAGAAAAUCACUCCACAGAGUUCUAACAGUGGGAAAACAUUUAGCAUCUGGCGACUGAAUGAUCUUCGUGACUUGACGCGAUGUGUAUCACUGUUCUUGUUUGGAGAGGUUCACAAAGAACUCUGGAAGACUGAGCAGGGUUCUGUCAUAGGGCUGCUCAAUGCAAACCCCAUGAAGCCCAAGGAUGGUUCAGAGGAGAUAUGCUUAUCUAUUGAUCAUCCUCAAAAGGUCUUAAUUAUGGGGGAAGCUCUUGACCUGGGAACCUGUAAAGCAAAGAAAAAGAAUGGAGAACCAUGUACACAGAUUGUGAAUUUGAAUGACUGUGAGUACUGUCAGUAUCACAUCCAGGCCCAGUACAAGAGGCUUAGCGCCAGGCGAGCUGACUUGCAGUCCACCUUCUCUGGAGGCCGCAUUCCAAAGAAAUUUGCUCGCAAAGGCAUCAGCCUGAAAGAACGGCUGUGUCAGGAUGGUUUUUACUACGGAGGCGUUUCUUCAGCCUCAUAUGCAGCCUCAAUUGCAGCUGCUGUUGCUCCUAAAAAGAAGAUUCAAACCACUCUAACUAACCUGGUGGUUAAGGGCACAGACUUGAUUCUUCAGGAAACUCAACAAAAACUAGGAAUACCCCAGAAGAGCUUGUCUUGUUCUGAGGAAUUCAGGGAAUUGAUGGUCCUGCCUACAUCUGGAGCCAGAAACUUGAAACAUCAUUUAGCCAAAGCCAAGUCAUCAGGGAUCGUGGGGAGCCCGAAACCUGCUUUCCAGUCUAUCUCAGCAUCAGCCCUCUUGAAGCAACAGAAGCAGCAUAUGUUAGAGAUACGGAAAAAGAAGUCAGAAGAAAUACAGAAACGCUUUCUGCAAAGCUCCAGUGAAAUCAAGAGCCCAGCUGUGCCAUCCUCUUCUCAGCAGCCCCCUUGUCAGUCUCCACCAAUGGGGGCUGAAUUCCCCAAGAUGAAAGGAACCCCAGCCACGCAGAUGCCCAAGCUUGGAAGAGGCAUCUCAGAAGGAGAUGAUGUCCUCUUUUUUGAUGAGUCACCACCACCAAGACCAAAACUGAGUGCCUUAGCAGAAGCCAAAAAGUUAGCUGCUGUAACCAAAUUAAAGUCAAAAGGCCAGAUUCUUACGAAAACAGACCCAAAUAGCAUUAAGAAGCUAAAGGAGCCCCAGGAUGUCCUGGAAGUGAAGGAACGUGUAGAAAAGAACAGCACAUUUUCUCCUCAAGCUGAGGAUGAAUUGGAGCCUGCCAAGAAAAAAAGGAGAAAGCAACUUGCCUACCUGGAAUCUGAGGAAUUUCAGACAAUUCUAAAAGCAAAAUCGAGGCACACGGGAAUCUUAAAAGAGGCCGAGGCUGAGCUGCAGGAACGCUAUUUUGAGCCUCUGGUGAAAAAAGAACAAAUGGAAGAAAAGAUGAGAAACACCCGGGAAGUAAAAUGUCGAGUCGUGACAUGCAAGACGUGUGCCUACACCCACUUCAAGCCUCUGGAGACCUGCGUCAGCGAGCAGCAUGACUACCACUGGCAUGAUGGUGUGAAGAGGUUUUUCAAGUGUCCCUGUGGAAAUAGAACUGUCUCCCUUGACAGACUCCCCCAGAAGCACUGCAGUAAUUGUGGCCUCUUCAAAUGGGAACGGGAUGGAAUGUUAAAGGAAAAGACAGGUCCAAAGAUAGGAGGAGAAACCUUGUUACCAAGAGGAGAAGAACAUGCCAAAUUUCUGAAUAGCCUUAAAUAGCCCUGACUUCAAACAGGUACCCACAGCGUACAUUUCCCCUUGUGGUUCUGGAAAAGCAAAGUUUUGGCUCUGAAUUGCCCAUGUUCCUGACUGACACAGUCGAAUACUGUUAAGCCUACAACUUUGCAUUGGUUUAACAUCAAAUUUAACAUGACCUUUAAGUGGAAAAUCGAGAUACCAAAAGGUAGAUAAACAGUUAUGUUUCUCUGUCUCUUGGGUUAUAGAGUAUAUGAUAUCACUUCUUAAUCACAGUAAGGUUCUGAUACGUGGACAGCCAGAGGCAAAAGAAUGAAUUUAGCUCAGGUAACCUGCCUAACUUCUGUGCUUCAGUUUCCUCAUCAGUAAAAUGAGGAAGGUUGGACUAAAUGAUCUUGAAAUGUGCACUCAAAACUCUAAAGUUAAUAUAACAUUUUGCCAUUUAGAAAACUAUGACCAUCACCCUUGAUAUAGUCUCACUAUAUUAAUAU